AUGGCGCUCCGGGGAGCCUGCCUGCUCCUCUGCCUCCUCUCCCUCGCCCAGGUCUCCGGCCAGCAAAAUGGCAAAGUCCGGCAAAAACCGGUGGCUUCCAAGAAAGAUGGUGUGAGCCUCAAAAUGAUUGAAGACCUGAAGGCCAUGAUUGACAACAUCUCUCAGGAGGUUGCUCUACUGAAGGAAAAGCAAGCACUCCAGACAGUUUGCCUGAAAGGCACCAAAAUUCACCUAAAGUGCUUUCUUGCAUUUUCGGAGACCAAGACGUACCAUGAGGCCAGCGAAAACUGCAUCUCGCAGGGCGGCACGCUCAGCACCCCCCAGAACGGGGAGGAGAAUGAUGCUCUCUACGACUACAUGCGCAAGAGCAUCGGCUCCGAGGUGGAGAUCUGGCUGGGCCUCAAUGACAUGGCAUCAGAGGGCAAGUGGGUUGACAUGACGGGUGGCCCAGUCCGCUACAAGAACUGGGAGACUGAAAUCACCACCCAGCCCGAUGGCGGCAAGCUGGAAAACUGUGCAGCUUUGUCGGGGGCUGCCAUCGGCAAGUGGUUCGACAAGAAGUGCAAAGACCAGCUGCCCUACGUCUGCCAGUUCAUGAUCGUGUAGUGGCAGGGG
This is a messenger RNA of Leptosomus discolor (cuckoo roller), 615 nucleotides long. RefSeq names its product C-type lectin domain family 3 member B (gene CLEC3B). The record is from RefSeq and is a predicted model, not a curated record. Lineage: Eukaryota; Metazoa; Chordata; Aves; Leptosomiformes; Leptosomidae. Gene Ontology annotation, biological process: ossification; bone mineralization.